UAGUGAGUGCCAGGCUCACCAUGUGUGUGUAUGAGAGCCGAGUAGUGAUCUAAUGAUCCGCUUCCUGUUGUGUGUAGUGUGAGGCUGUGAGCGCUUGUUGCUGUUGCACAGAAAUAGGAAGAGAGCGGAGAUGUGAUCGCGGAUGUGGCUCUUGUAGCAGAUUGUGUGCUAAUCGUCCGGCCCAGGGAGGGAAGAAGCACAGCCAUGAAUGCGGAGGAGCAGACUGUCACCUGGCUCAUCUCUCUGGGGGUCCUCAACUCCCCCAAAAAGAACAUCUGCGACCCCGAGGACUUUCUAAAAUGCUCCCUAAAAGACGGAGUCGUGCUGUGCAAGCUCAUGAGCCGAUUGCUGCCGGGAUCGGUGGAGAAGUUUGCAGCAGAACCAAAGAGUGAAGCUGACUGCCUGGAAAAUAUCCGCGAGUUCCUGAGAGCAUGCGGCUCUCUCCGGGUUGAGCUGUUUGAUGCAAAUGACCUCUACACUGGUGAGAAUUUUCCAAAGAUCCUGAGUACUCUUUCUGCAAUAAACAGAGCUACUGAAGAACAGGCGUCGAAGAGGCCAUGUUCCCGAACGCUCUCUCAGCCGCAUAAUUUUGCUUCCUCAUCACAAACCAAUCCACAGGGAACAGACAGCUCAUCAAAAGUUCUAAGAAGACCGUCAAAACCUGUGGACAUGACCGGUAAUGGCAGCAGUGUAAUUGUGAAAGCAAAGUUUACUUUCAAACAACAGAAUGAAGACGAGCUAUCUUUUUGUAAAGGUGACACCAUCCAUGUCACCAGAGUGGAAGAUGGGGGCUGGUGGGAAGGAUCACUAAAUGGCAAGACGGGCUGGUUCCCCAGUAACUAUGUGAAAGAGUUCAAACAGAAUGAUAAACCGCUUUCCCCAAAAGCACUGAAAGGGAGUGACGGUGCACAGCUAACCAAAAACUAUUACACUGUGGUAUUACAGAAUAUUCUGGAAACGGAGAGAAGCUAUGCUAAAGAACUUCAGAUACUUAUAUCAACUUACCUCAGACCUCUUCAGUCAUACGACAAGUUAAGUGCUGCGGAUAUCACAUUAUUGCUGGGAAAUUUUGAGGAGAUCUACACCUUUCAGCAGACCCUCUGCCAGGCACUCGAAGAAUGUGCAAAGUUGCCAGAAAAUCACCAGAAAGUUGGAGGUUGUUUUCUGUCUCUUUUCAAUCAGUUUAAGUGUUUAUACUUGACGUACUGUGCGAAUCACCCCUCAGCUGUGAAUGUCCUCACUCAACACAGUGAUGAACUGGAGAAGUUUAUGGAAGCUCAAGGAGCUGCAAGCCCAGGAAUUCUGCUGCUGACCACAAGCCUCAGCAAACCCUUCAUGAGACUGGAAAAAUAUGUCACUCUGCUUCAGGAACUGGAAAGACACAUUGAGGAAGCUCAUCCAGAUCAUAAAGAUGUACUCCGAGUCACAGCAUCCUUCAAGACUCUUGUGGCGCAGUGUCAAGACCUACGCAAAAGGAAGCAGCUGGAGUUGCAAAUUCUUUCGGAACCCAUCCAGUGUUGGGAAGGAGAAGACAUUAAAAUCCUUGGAAAUGUUGUGUAUAUGUCACAAGUAAUGGUACAAUGUGGAGCAAAUGAGGAAAAAGAUGAGAGGUAUUUCAUGCUGUUUCCAAGCGCACUUCUCAUGUUGUCUGCUAGUCCUCGAAUGAGCGGCUUCAUUUAUCAGGGGAAAUUACCACUAACUGGAAUGUCUGUAGUUAGGUUAGAGGAAAGCGACAACAUCAGUCAUGCUUUUGAGAUUGCAGGACAUAUGAUAGAGCGUAUUGUGGUCCACUGCAGCAGUAGUCAGGACUGUCAAGAAUGGCUAGAUCAUCUCUACCGUCUAACUAAAACGCCUACUUCACAUGCGUCUUUAUGUAAAACACCGUCAUGGGGUACAACCCACUCUGCUUCAGACAAAACAAAAACCCCUCCACCUCACCACUCCCUUUCAUUACUUCCUCGUGGACCACUAGAACCUGCCAAAAUUUACAAAGCUUGGACCUUGAGUUGCUUGCGGCCAGCUCCACCACUUCGACCAUCAGCUGCACUCAGCUAUAAAGAGAGGAUGUCUUAUAUCUUGAAGGAUUCUAGCAAAAGCCCCAAAAAUGUCAAGAAGUUUCUUCCAAAACGAAAACCAGAACGAAAAGCUUCGGAUGAUGAAUCUGCUCUCAGGAAAAGCACCAUAGCACUGGAAGAAGAUGCACAGAUUCUGAAAGUGAUUGAGGCUUAUUGCACAGGAGCUGGCUUCCAGCAAAACCUCAGCUCUGGUUCCCGGAAGGAUUCUACUCCACAGGUCUUGCUUCUUGAGGAAGAAAGUCUCAUUAUUGAUGAUAUGAGGAGCAAUGGUCAAACUGCACCAGAAGAAAAGAGUCUUGUAGACACAGUGUAUGCGCUGCGAGACGAGGUCAAGGAACUAAAGCAGGAGAACAAAAGAAUGAAGCAGAGUUUGGAUGAAGAGCAAAAGUCUAGAAAGGAGUUAGAAAAGGUGGUUCGGAAGAUUUUAAAGCAAACCAGCGAGACUGCAGAUCAUUAGUCUACAUUUAAUCUUGAAAUGUCAAGACAGGUAUCACAGACAUAUGUCAUAAAGACCACUUGUACAGAACUUUGGACCUUUGGAUCACACAUCUGUAUCAGAACAUUAUAACAUUUGGGAAUGGGGGAGGGGUUGAGUGCCCUCAGUAUUUUUUGAUAUGGCAAAUAUGUCUGCCUUUGAUCAGAGGAAUUAAAGCACAUAUUAUAUAUUUGUUUUGAUAAUGGGAAACAAUCCGUACCUCCCUACUUGUUGAUUUAUUGCAGCCUUCAACUGUACAUGGUAUACCAUGGAUAUGACUUUACUGGAUUACUAAGUACAAAUAGACAAACUUUGCCCAAUGAGUCAUGGGAAAUGUUUUCAAAUUUCUCCAAAAGCAGAACUUAUUUGUGGGUAAGUGUUUAAACAGCAAUGUUCAUAGCUGGAGUUUUUUUAAUUCCAUAAAGGCCACAAAAAUUGGAAUUGCAGACAAAAUCAUUUUUUGUUUUGGAUGAGUGAGGAAAGGAUAUAUGGUUUCUCUGGCUCUAAUGCUAUCUGUGUGCCCGUUAGGGAGAUUUCCCCUACCUUUGUGUUCAGGUGUCCAUUCAAGAAGCAAAGGAAAAAAUCUCCCCAACUGACAAAGGAAAGUGUAAAAAUAUGGUAGAUAUUCUGACCUUUCUGUGGUCUACAAAAAUGUGCAUUUAAUACUGUGAAAGUUCAAACUAAACAUAAGGCCAGCAAUAAAAAUCCAACAUAGGGUUUUACCCUCCCCACUCUAUCCAAAGCUGGCAAAAAAAGUUUUGGCUGAAGUUCUAUUACAAAUACCUUGCUCAAAAGUUGUCAUUUCUCCUUUUGAAGAAACUUGUAGUAAUUCAUUGCUCUUCCAUAAAAACUCUUAUGAAAGUUUAGAUAAAAAGGAAUAAUUUUAUCCUUUUUUCAUUUCAUGGAGUGAGCAUCAUACCAACAUGCCAUUAUUUCUCUUGGGAAUACCACAGGCCAUGGGCAAAAAGGCCAUAUAUUAUUGUACCAUACAUGAUUAUAAAAUAGAAAUGUGUUAUGGUAUUAUGGUUCCUUGUUUGCGUAAGCCCUUAAAGGAACUAAAAUACAAGCAUCAAAAAUGUUUUAUUUAAAGCUAUUGUAAGCUGUGAAAAAUAUUGUCUACACAGCUGGCUCUGACUUCCUAUUUCGGUAAUACAAAAAGCACAGCAGUCCGCCUAUAUCAAGCUUGGUAAAAUCAAAUUGCUUUGCCUAUAUUGCAAAUGCGUAUACAAUGUCAAAUAUCUGUCUGUCCAUCCUAUCUGUUGUGUGGGUAUAUUGGAAAUUGUUCAUAUAUGUUUGCAUAUGUAAUUUACAAUUUCAUUUUCUGAGCCACCUCUGGAUUUAGGUCAACUCUUCCUUAAAGUGUUGGUUAUGGAAUUCUAAAGGUUAAUUACAAUUUUGUAAAUUAAGACUCUUUUUAAUGGUUACUAGUUUGGGCAGGUGGAGCUUAUCUAUAUACUAUUUAUAUGGCUGGUUUGUACUUGUAUGCUGCACUCUGAUGUAUGCAGUUAUUAAGAAAACCCAAUUUUAUUUCAAGUAAUAAGUGCAAUAUUUACUGCUGUUCUAUAUAACUUUUCAUGUGAAUGGUACGUUCCAAGAAUACCCCUGUGAUAUGAAAAUAGAGGAUGGAUGAAUUUUGCUUCUCAUCCGUAAACCUGGUUCCUUGCAAUGUUCUGGCAUUUCACGUUUGCAGCCUUUGAUUGAUAGGCUGGACCUACAACAAAGUGGCCUUUUAAGUACAGCAGACAGAUUUUACUAGAGUUUAGCAAAUGUAAGAUUCAGGUACAUUUUUAAUGUAAAGGUUUUCAUUGUCUUAUGGAGCUCCUAUUAUUUUAUCUUUAGUGCAAUGUGUUACAGAAAGUCCAAACUGGUCAGCUGCAGCCACAUGCAAACUAUCUUUGCAGAUGUUUUUACUUUCCCUGUCAAUUUAGCACUUAGCAGAAAAGCAUGUGCUGCUGUCUACCAGAUCAAAUAUAUGUAUACAUUGCCUUUUCUUUUCUAUGUAAUUCCUUAUGUGCUUUUGGAUGUUAAGUUAUGAUAAUUGUUUAGUAUUGUGUGGUCUGCAGCAUCUUUACAACCACAGAGAUCACAACUAGAUGUCCAAGGGCCCCAAAGUAACUCUCUUCGCCACAAACAAUGGGAGGUAGGUAAUCUUGGAUGCAUCUCCCAACACCUGUGUUCUCCUGUGCAGCCAGUCAAUAUCUAUAUGAUGGCAGUGAUAAUAGUGUAUGCCUUCUGUUUUUUCCUCUCAUAUACAGAGAUUGACAGUGGGUGGUUCUAUCAGUACACUGUAUGUACUAUUAGUGGGGAUUCUGCACUGGACAACAAUAAAGGAGGUACAAGACUGAAACUUAAGCUUGGGCAAAAGUAGUUACAUUUCAGAAUAAAAAUUCAGUAUUCUGGGCCUCUCUAGUUUAUACAGAUUUUAUAACUUAUUAUUUUUUUAAAACGACUUGCCUUAAAUGUAUUGCGAAAUGAAUGGAAUAUCAGUUUGUGUUCCUACCAUACAUUGAAUGUUUAAUUACAUUGCUGUAAAUUAUACAUUUUGUUUCUGUAAAAAAAGAAAAAAAAAAGUGAUUUAACACAGUGGUAUUGUCUGCUUAGAAUUUUGCCUCUAACAAUAGUCUUCCUGAUUUGGCUAUUUACUGGAACACUGAGAAUUUAAGUCUUUUCUCGUGGCUCCUUAGCACUCUUCUGUUUUUAUGGAUGCCUUCAAUAUGCCAGGAGCAAAUUGCUUAUCGGUACGGGAUUGCCUUUUAAACGCUGUGGUCUGUGGUAUAUGUACUAGGCUGAGUAGCUAGUUCUGCCAGUGUAAAAUCGUCACAAUGCUUAGGGCUUGUGCAGUUUACCGUGGUAUCACACAACUAAUGUCUAAAUCUGUUUUGUUGUUCUGAAGGAAGUAAGUGAAUGUGAGAUGAAUUGUUGGCAGUAUGAUAAAAGGCAUACCUUUUUAGAACUUUCAGGUGGGAGGGAGCAGGUCUAGUGUAGAGUUAAAAGAAACCUAUCACACUUAUGAUGCACGUUCCUGCACAAUUUAGAUAGCUAUGCAAUAAUUUUUUUUUGUGCAUUGAAAAUGCAGAUUUGCAUGCAGUUUUGUUCAUGUGUUUUACAAAGCGAGGGGAAAAUGUUCAAGAAUAAAGAUGUCCAUUGUACUAACGUUCUAAAAUGCACAAUGCUUGUGUUUUUGUGCUUUACCGGUGAUAUUAAUGUGCCUGCUUAAAUUGCAUUAGAGUUUUUUUUUAAAUUAUACAGAGCUGCAUCACAUAGAUGUGAACUGACCACAGUAAUAUUAUUUCUGCAAUGAAUGCUUAUUAUAUAGUAAUCAUGCAGGAAACAGGCAAACAUGAAUGUACUUCUGUAAUUUGUAGCCUUAGUUCUGCACAGUCAGUAUUGAAAUGGUGCACAUAGUGUGAAUAGCUAAUUCUCUAAACACAAGCAUACUAGAAUGUUUGAAAAGGUGGAAAAAUGCAAUAGUUUCAGGAAAACUGCUUUCUUUGGGUUAUCGGCAUUUACAAAGAUCAUAUCUGAAGUUUUUUUCACUGCUUUGAAAACUAUACACAUGUAUGCAAACACAGCUUGUUUCCACUGAUGUGUUGCCAUCAUUUCUGUUACUUUGCAAAACUUGGGUCAAUAGACUUCCUAGAUUAGGUUUCUGUAAUUACUAUUUUGCCUUGUUUAUUUGACAGACUGCUUUAGCUUAGUCCAAUUUGGCUGUGGCAAGGGGCAUAUUUCGUGUCGAACAAAAGACACCAAUUAGUUGCCUCUGCCUGAGCAUCUCAACUGUGCCUCAGCUUCACAAAGUACACACCCCUUGCUAAGGAUAAAUGCAGAAAGAACAGGGAACACCAGGAGUCUGCUUCAAGAGGUAAUUCGAGGAUUCCAUGAGUCUCCCAACUUCAGGGAGAAGUUAACUCAACAAAUCUAUGAAUAUCGCUCACAUAACAAUAGCGUACACAGUUCUGCCUAAAUGGCCUUAAUCGGCUAUGACUAAAUACCAUUUAGGCUGUAGUAAACUUUUCUGCAUAAGAAAUUAUGAUAUGGGUAUUCCAACUUGCUUUUCAUUGAAAGGUUUGUGAUUGCCUAAGGAAUUGAGUUAUUUUAUGCAAAUAGACAGCGGACACUUCUUUUGGACAAGAUAUGAGUAAUGUGAGUGAUGUAGGCCAGGCUUAGCCUAAAAAUCAGGCCAUCAAGUCUCUAGGAGCAAAUAAAACAUGAUUAUGACUAAUAAAGACAAUAGCAGGCAUGUGGCAAACAUUUUAAUUUUAAAUGUUUGAUUUAUUCUGAGACAGGUGAUGGAGUACAUCUUGUUUUAUCUUGGAGAGGACUAUAUUUAAGCUGAAACAUUUAUUUCAGCUUGAAAACUUUUUAAGUCUUCUUCAGGUUUAAUUUUACUGGAUUGGUAUCAUGCAGUUGCUGUUUAAUAUAUGCAUAUAUUCAACAUUCAAUGAAAAACUGUGAUGCAGCUCUUUGUAUUACAUUUAAUUAUGAAGUAUAUGUAUAAUCAAAAUCUAUAUCAUGUGUAACUAAACUCAGUACUUCAGUAUUUUGUUUUGUGUUUAUUGUAUGGUAACAUUAACAUCUUUUUUUGAGGGGCAAGUUCAGGGAUUUAUUGACCUGUUCAUUAUUUUCCUGAUGAUUCCAUCAAAACCCACUGUUCAUUUAUGUUUCAAAAUGAACUAUUCUCAAGUUAAAAUUUAAGACCAAAGUAGACUUGUGCCCAGUUUUCAGAAUCUAAGAAGGUAAACUUUAAACAUUGUAUAAUGUCAGUCCGUUUUACACUUGCAAUAGAAUUUUGCACAAUACCCUUUUUUCGGUGGUUUUAAAGCAGUCACACGACUGUUUGCUGUGUACUUUAACAUUUGCAGGGCCAGGGUGCUGAAAACCAGCAGCCAUUUGUUAGUUCCUUUGAUGUUCCUAUCUUAUCCAAGAUUGUGGAGGGUAAUACUGUUGCCAUGGCAAAAUGUCCAGGGAAUAUAAAACAAAGGAAAAAAGGAAGGAAGAAAAAGUGCCAAUGUCUAUGUGGUAUAACGGGGCUUGAUAGCACAUGUGCGAAAAAUCAUAAAGCAUUUUACUCACAUAGGAUCAAAUGUACAUAGUAUAUACAAAGAUAAGUUGCAGGAUAUCCAGCAAGGGACACUCUCACCAAAGAACAUGAUUGGGGAAAAGAAGCACAGAAAAGAAAAAAGCACACCACUCUGUGUAGCAUUUAUUCAAUCAUCAUGUAUAAAAAAGACAGCCAAUAAUGCACUCGCAUACACUAUAAUCAAAUGGAAGACUGCCGUAAUAAAAAAAGUACCGGCAGGAGGCAAACUCCUUUGGUCCCAAUAGGCAGUAGUACUCAGAUGUAAAGUGCUGGUGAGAGCUCCUUUAGUGGCCUGUGGACUACAAGGAGGUGAACAGAGGCCACGUGGCUGGCUAGGAUGAUGUCACAUGUAAAAGGGGACGUGGCAACCUGUUUUGGGGACAUAGUCCCCUUUCUCAAGCCUCUCAAAGGACAUGGCCAUUGGUUGCUUCCUUGUGGAGUAUCUCCUAAGCUGGCCGAGAAUGUUUGGAUUAAGGAACCAUCUCAUGUCUAUCCUAUGAUGGCCCUGAGUCUUCGGGGAAACAGAUUAGAAACCUAGUUGCUAUUGUUCCCUCCCAGAUAAACUGGCAUUCUGCAACUCCUUCUUUCUGGUCCCUUUCCUUGUUCUUGCAAGUUUUGGCAGGGGGCUGCUGCUUUCUUUACCUGAGGGCACUUAAAUUGCCUGCACAUCUGAUCAUCCUAAGUAUACAGGUUGCCUUGAGCUAGAGAGAAGCACCCCUAUGCACACAUACCUACACUCUCUCCUAUCUGAGAAGUCUGUUUUCAGCAGUGGGAAGCCUGGAACAGUGUAUUACAAUUUGCCUGACUCGAUGAGCAGUGGCAGCUGUUAAAUACGUUGUAUGCAGUGUGACUGGUGUAAUUUCAAACUUCUCCAAGAAGCUAUGCCUUGAGAGGUACAAGCUACAAGUUAACAACUUGAAACUAAACUCCAGGCAAACAAGUAAAUACACGGAUGAAAUGUAUAUGUAAGGGCUGUUUACCCAACCAAAAAAAUUGUAUUUCCAUCCAGUCCUAAAAUUUACACAUUUCUGCCCCAUACACAGCCUCUUCCAUUAGAGUAGGGGACCUGAUCUUUCUCUGCUGCCAUUUUACUUUCAUUGACAGGUGACCUCAUUACCCUGUAACUUGACAGUGAAAGGAGCAGCAGAAUGAGCUCAUCUCUGUCUCUCCCCCUAUUAAAAUGCUGCUUGCACUGGCGCACACCCAAAUGGCUCCUUUUGCUGCUAUUACCUCCCCCUGUCUGAUCUCUGUUGUACAGACUGUACUGUAGACUGCAGGGUGUUGUUACCAAGUCAAAUUAAAGCAGUUACGCUGCUUGCAAUAAUUUUUUUUUUUAAAGAUUAGUUUAAGACUACAGAGCUAUAUUUAUUUUAUCUCUGCCUAGAAUUCAGCUUGAACAGUUGAAUGAAAGUUUAUUUUUUCCAGUGUCAACAAUGGUAAUUAGUAAUGUAGUCCUUUUAGCUGUUCUACCUUUUUCAUUUUGAUAGUUCUAGGGAACCCAUUGAUUUUUUUUUUUUUUCUGUACUGGUUUUUCAGAAAUAAAAAAUGUAACUAUUUGGUGAGGGUGUUGGUCUUCUUCUAACUUUGAGUGCAGGAAGGGUUGCCAGUUUCAGGUGGAACAUCCAUUAUUGAAAAAAGAUGGCUCCCCACUUUUUCUCCAAGUGGGAAUCGCGUCACUGAAAGCAAACCAAAAGGUUUACCGGUCAUCUUUUACAGAAGUAUUAUGCAGAAAUUAUUCUUAUGAUUUAUUAAUUAUGUUAAAAAAAAAGAGGGGUUGGGUCAACUGUUGCUGCUUGUUUGAGGCAAUGUAAUAAAAGUGCAUUUGGAAGUACAAAAUCCUUGCUGCAGGUAGCUCUAUUAAAGUUAAAAAGAAAGUAAAAGUAAACCGAUAUUAUAAAUAAAAUAAAGGACAAAUGUGCCAGCUCAUUCUAGUAUGAUUUUAAAUAAUUUAAGCCUAGGUUAUUUUUUGGGCAUAACUGUCCUUUACAUUAUAUAUGAAGACUACAGUGGAACUAUGGUCCUUAAAGAUUGUGUUAGAAAGUCACCCAGUGGCUUUCCCACAUAAUUAAUUAUGCAAGCAUUAGAAUCCAAAGAUAAUGUUAUAUUGUGGAUAGUAAGCCAUGGGGGUAAUGGGGAUAUUUUAUGUUUUGCUGUAGUGCUUUUAACAUACAAUUUACAAAGUAUAAGUUUCUGUUGUGCUAAAGAAAACUUACUGGCAGUUUUACCUUAUAUAAUGUGUUGCUCUUUUCAUGUUUUCUGUUACUUUUUUUAUUGCUACUUGACCUUUUCAAUAAAUCUUUUUUUUUUAAA
Rana temporaria (common frog) is the source of this 9940-nucleotide messenger RNA. It is a transcript of the gene ARHGEF6, whose product is annotated as Rac/Cdc42 guanine nucleotide exchange factor 6. The coding region runs from base 205 to 2532 and encodes 775 amino acids. Gene Ontology annotation, molecular function: protein binding; guanyl-nucleotide exchange factor activity. Lineage: Eukaryota; Metazoa; Chordata; Amphibia; Anura; Ranidae. The transcript is spliced from 22 exons. The record is from RefSeq and is a predicted model, not a curated record.